Stomoxys calcitrans (stable fly) is the source of this 1507-nucleotide messenger RNA. Its product is annotated as p21-activated protein kinase-interacting protein 1-like. NCBI's taxonomy places the organism in Eukaryota, Metazoa, Arthropoda, Insecta, Diptera, Muscidae. The transcript is spliced from 5 exons. The record is from RefSeq and is a predicted model, not a curated record. Gene Ontology annotation, molecular function: protein binding. Bases 110 to 1498 code for a protein of 462 amino acids.
CUUUAUUUUUAAGCCAGCCGAAUGUAAACAAUCGCACGUGUUGAAUCAAAAAAAAAGUGUAGGCUCCUACAAAUUACUGUGUAUUUAGCCAAAAGGAAAAAAACAAAACAUGGAAAUUAUUGUUGGCACGUAUGAAAAUUUUCUGCUAGGCUAUAAAGUCGAUAUAAAGGUUGACAAGCCAUCAAUAGUACAGUCCUUUGCGGACAGAUCACAUUCUGGGUCAAUACGAUGUGUUGCUGUCAAGGAUCAAUGGAUAGCUACGGGAGCAACAGACGAUCGCAUUUUUAUAUACGAUAUGAGCACACGAAAACAAGCACAGAUUAUACUCUCCCAUGAUGGCACUAUAAACUCAUUGGCUUUCACCCCAGAUGGCACUCAUUUAUUGUCUGCAGGCGACGAUGGCCGCAUGAUAGCUACACGCCUUAAAACCUGGUUUACUGAUGCCACAUGGAAAAAGGCUCACAGUGGUUCAGCUGUUACGCAUGUAAGUUGCCAUCCGAGCGGAAAGCUUGCUCUCUCCUUGGGGUCCGAUCUGGUUUUAAGAACAUGGAACUUAGUUAAGGGGCGUGUGGCAUACAAAACCAAUCUAAAAAGUCGCAACACAUUAGGCCGUCAACCGGAUUGUCUCACAUGGUCGCCCAACGGUGAUUAUUUCACUUUGAGUGGUCAACGUGUUGUUGAAUUUUGGUCCAUAAAAACUGCGGAUGUAGCGCGUUCACAGAAGACAAAAUCAAAACCAACUUGUUUGUCUUGGAUAUCAGAUGAAGAGUGCCUAGUGGGAUUAGAAGAUGGAAAGAUUUUGUGGCUUAAUGUGAACAAAGAAGAAGAUAAUGAUAUCGAAAUUCCUGCUUACAUGUAUGUACGAGUAAAGGUGAUGCAAAGCUUUAAGAACAAUUUAAUAACAGCAUCCAGUUUUGGUGAAAUAAAAGUCUGGCAAAUAGUUGCAAAUAAGCGUAAACUAAAGGAAGUUGCUAAGGCCAACAUAGGAUGCCGUCCUACAUGUUUAAGUGUAUUGGAUUUAGAACAAUUUGGAGCUAACUAUGUAAUAAGCAGCACAAUUGAGGAGGUAAAGGAUAUAAAACCGACAGGAUCCAAGGCAAAAGCACCUCCUCGAGGUGUGGUCACAAUUGAAUACGACGAUGAUGAUAAUGAAGACAGUGAUAGCAAUUCAAAAUCAGACCAUGAAGAAGAAAGUGAUGAGGAGGAAGUGACUGAAGGCGAAGAAGAAGAAAACGACAAUGAUAGUGCUGCAGAGGUAAGUGAUGAUGACGAAAAUGAGGACGACGUUGAAGAACCUUCAAGUGAACCUGCAAGUACCAAUAGCGAAGAAGACGAACAAAAUGCAGAACCUGUAAUGCGUUUACCUAAAUCACGCAAGCAUAAACUACAAUUGAUGAAAAUGAAGUCAAACACAAAUAAAAAACAAAAGAUGGACAACUAUGUUAAACCACAGCAAACUAUUAACAAAGCAAAAAAUAAACAAAAAAAUAAAAAGUAGGAAAAAAUA